This is a messenger RNA of Cornus florida, 1785 nucleotides long. RefSeq names its product G2/mitotic-specific cyclin S13-7-like. The transcript is spliced from 9 exons. Gene Ontology annotation, molecular function: cyclin-dependent protein serine/threonine kinase regulator activity. Gene Ontology annotation, cellular component: cytoplasm; nucleus; centrosome. The record is from RefSeq and is a predicted model, not a curated record. Lineage: Eukaryota; Viridiplantae; Streptophyta; Magnoliopsida; Cornales; Cornaceae. The coding region runs from base 145 to 1494 and encodes 449 amino acids. Gene Ontology annotation, biological process: regulation of cyclin-dependent protein serine/threonine kinase activity; mitotic cell cycle phase transition.
CAGAGAAAUAGAGCUGUAGAGAGAGAAAGAGAGGAGAGAGAGAGAGAGAGAGGCGGUGAGGACUACAGACCCAGAAGAGGGAACGUUCUUCAUCGUCAUUUUUAGAGAUUUGGAGUAGGUCUUGGACAGAUUCAAGGUUCUCAAAUGGCUUCAAGACCCGCCGUUCAACAGCAAAACAGAGGUGAGGCAGUUGCUGCUGGGGGUAUCAAGCAGAAGAACAUGGCAGCCGAAGGGAGAAACCGCCGUGCCCUGGGUGACAUUGGAAAUUUGGUUACUGAUCGAGAAGGAAUUGAUGGCAAGCUACUCCCUAAAAUCUCUCGCCCCAUUACAAGGGGGUUUUGUGCACAAUUACUUGCCAAGGCACAAGUUGAAGCAGCUGAAAACAAUAAGAAACCAGUCACAGUUAAUGUGGAAGGAGGCAUUGUUGUCAAUGGAGCCGUAGCUGUGGCUAAAAGAGCUGCACCACAGAAGAAAGUUACUGUGAAACCGAAGCCCGAGGCUGUGAUUGAGAUAAGUCCUGAUACUGUAGAAGAGGUCAAGAAGCAGAAGCCCGAAAACCGGAAAAAGGCGAGUGAUGGGUCAUCGCGAUCGCGAAAGAUUACCCAUUCUCUUACUUCAGUCCUCACUGCUCGUAGCAAGGCUGCUUGUGGCCUAAUUGAUAAACCAAAGGAGCAAAUAGUGGAUAUUGAUGCUGCAGAUGUGAAUAAUGACUUGGCAGUUGUGGAAUACGUUGAAGAUAUGUACAAGUUCUACAAGAUAGUUGAGACUGAGUUCCGGGUUCAUGACUAUAUUGAUUCCCAACCCGAGAUAAAUGAGAAGAUGAGAGCAAUUCUGAUUGAUUGGUUGAUAGAAGUUCAUCACAAAUUUGAACUUAUGCCAGAGACCCUUUACCUCACAGUCAACAUCAUCGAUCGCGUCCUUUCGAUGAACACUAUGCCACGGAAGGAACUGCAGUUAGUGGGCAUCGGUGCAAUGCUUAUGGCCUCUAAAUAUGAAGAAAUUUGGGCUCCUGAGGUCAAUGACUUUGUUUGCAUCUCAGACAGAGCUUAUACUCAUGAGCAGGUGUUGAUCAUGGAGAAGCGCAUAUUAGGCGUGCUUGAAUGGAACUUGACAGUUGCUACGCCUUAUGUGUUCCUCGUCCGGUUCAUCAAAGCUUCUAUUCCUGAUCAGGAUAUGGAGAAUAUGGUCUAUUUUCUGGCUGAAUUGGGUAUGAUGAAUUAUGCCACUGUAAUGUACUGUCCAUCAAUGGUUGCUGCCUCAGCAGUCUACGCUGCCCGUUGCACCCUAAACAAGAGCCCGGUUUGGAAUGAGACACUUAAGCUGCACACCGGUUUCACAGAGCCACAGCUAAUGGAUUGUGCUAAACUACUUGUUAGCUUCCACUUGAUGGCUGCAGAAAGCAAGCUGAAGGCUAUCUACAGGAAAUACUCUAAUCCACAGCGAGGCGCUGUUGCUCUGCUCCCACCUGCCAAGUCUCUCUUGGCUAUGUCAUGAGCAGAAAAAUGAUUUGCAGUGAAGAGAAGGACAUUGAAUUUUUUGUAUGUAAUAUCUUCAGUGAGUCUUUUAAUCAGUUAAGAACUAACUAAACAAGUGUUUGAAUCUUUUUUACGUUCUGCUUCUGAAACAGUUUUGAAGCAUCUUUUUCCCCAUGACUACAAUUAGUUUCAAGCUCAUUCAUCAAUUCAUUUUAUUUUUCAAUUCGAUAUUACCAAUUGAUGUUUGUGUUGUUGCACCAAAAUUGCUUUGCCUUGUUGAUUAAUACCAACAGAAGUUUCUUCUAAUUCA